Messenger RNA from Blumeria graminis f. sp. triticale, 357 nucleotides. NCBI's taxonomy places the organism in Eukaryota, Fungi, Ascomycota, Leotiomycetes, Helotiales, Erysiphaceae. The record is from the annotation of a GenBank genome assembly.
AUGAGACCUUUCCAACUUUUGUCUGCUAUUGCAGUAUUCAUUGGUUUGGAGACAGUAGAGGCUGCAGCUUAUUGGAAUUGUAAUGGUACUCCAAUUCCAGAUGAUAAGGUUCGAGAUGCAGUAAAUUUGGCCUUUUAUUAUGCACCAGGAUCUUUUCAUGAUUACCCCUCAGUUUCUAGCGCAAGAUAUCGAGGGGCUGGAAGAAAGCAAGUACGACAGUUUCCACUAACAACUUCUAUUGGAAACUGGCAAGGAGGAGAAGUAGACUUCUAUAUUUUGACUAACAUAGAUGCGUCUUUUCUCGAAGUUUUUUCAUCAAAGGGAACUGGCCAUAAGUGUACAUAUUUUGAAGGCUAG